This is a messenger RNA of Xiphias gladius (swordfish), 952 nucleotides long. RefSeq names its product granulito (gene gra). Bases 126 to 518 code for a protein of 130 amino acids. The transcript is spliced from 7 exons. NCBI's taxonomy places the organism in Eukaryota, Metazoa, Chordata, Actinopteri, Istiophoriformes, Xiphiidae. The record is from RefSeq and is a predicted model, not a curated record.
UCACAUGAAAGAAGUUUUAUUUUGAAAGUUGUGUGCCGGAAGUUAUGGUUUUGCUUUGACUGGCAUGACACCAGUGAGGUGAGCAGGCAGAAAACCACGCUGCGGAAAUUUUGUAGAACUACAGAAUGGAGGUAUCAAGGAGAAGAAUCCUCCAAAAACAUCUGGAGCCUGCGAGACCUCUGCGUCGCUGCAUCCACAUUGACAUUGAGCCCAAAAUAAAUGCUGCUACAUGUGCACAGGCACUGAUGGAGGAAGUGGAUCAAGAGACAAGUGUUGGCAUAGAGCAGUUCUACAAAAUUGUCAACAUCCACAAACAGAAAGAAGGCAGAAUAUCUUACACAAGAGAUUUUUUAAUUGGGUUGGCAAGUUGUCCAGAGGCCAGGAAGAAGCCAGAAUUCUUGCCAGAGCACCCCAUAGUCUUAACUGAGGCAAGAGAUCCUGGUGACCUAAAGCUUCAUGAAAUUAGGUGGAGUGGUGGAAAAGAGGAAAUGGUGGCAGAAAGGCUUGACUCACCUUAAAAAAAUUUGCACAGGUGUUGACUGUUUACCCCAAGGAGUGUUUCUGUUGUUUUUUGCUUAUUGCUUUUGUUGUUGAAUUUUAUUUAACUGGCAAUUUAUAUUGCAUGUUUAUUAUUUGAUAAAUAUUUGAGGUGGAGUUGCAAAAAGUCAUAACACUAGAGACCACUUUAUUUGCUUAAGUAUGAGAAUUGCAUUUUUGCUUACAUUAUUUGCUGUGUAUGAUUUUUGACUAUGGUAAAUUAUUUAUAUUGUGUAAAAAAGUUCUAAACACAAGAUAUUAGUGGCUACUUUUCAAGAGACCUACCUAAAGCGACACUGAUCAAAGUGAUGUUUGUCAUCAGCUCUAGUAGCUAGGCUCACAUCAGCAUUGUGAUUUAUCGUGUCUUACUAAACAUGUUAAUCUCUUCUCUCAUAAAAGACAGUUUGACUCAACA